AAAACUAAUACGAAAGGACGUAUAGGGUGGAUAUGUUUAUACAGACCAUAUUGAACAAUGUGCGAGAUUCCAUACGCAUUUGAAGCCAUCUUUUGUUGAUGUACAAGCUACGUGAAGCUGAAUCAGUCAACGCAUCAACAUGAUGAAGCUUAUGUACCAGCGAACACUGCUGAAGACAGUCACAGCGGUCCUAUUCGUCAUUGCCUGUCGUUUGGUCAUGAGGGGUUAUUCUGAGCAGAAAAAAAUUCCCACCACCUCCAGAACAUUGAAAAUAGAUUGGAUGCCGACGCGCGAGAAAGAGCUCCAUUUGAGACUGGAAAAGUUCAGAUUUCACACGUGGAGAAGAAAUAUUACGAGCAUAUUCCUCAAUUGGAGAAUCUCAAGCUCAGUUCCGAUGUCCUGAAAACGGAGAGAACUAAUCGCGAGAUUGAGUCGGAAAUGGAAAGUGGUGGUCAAUGGCUGGUUGAGACUUUGAUAAAUAUGAAGCACAAGGUUUCCUUGCAGGAGAAUAGACUCUUGAGUAAAAUACACAAAUCAGCAAUCGACAGACAAAACAACAGCAAUACCAGUCCAGACAUUUGUGUAAUCAAAGUUCUUCAAUUGUGUAAGACGAUGUGUGUACGGAUGAUCACAGAAGCUAACAAACGAUGGACGAAAUUUUCCUGUAAAUUCUCGAACUGUCGAUUUGAAACCAAGGUCGGAUACUCGUUGAAAGACAUUCAAGAGAGUGAUGUGGUAUUCAUCCUGCCGGACUCAAGGGAUUGGAAAGCUAUCAUUGAAAGCCGACCGAAAGGACAACUCUGGGUUUUCCACUCCAAGGAAGCACCGUUCCACGGCCCGGAACAGUCUCCCCCUCGCGAAUUUGGGAAUCCAUUCAAUAUUUCCCUCACCUUCAUGACCAGUUCGGAUAUUGGUCCAGCGUAUCACUACUUUGACACAAGAAACCCAGAGCAAAACCCUAAGGUUCUACGUAAGACAAAACUGAUGUCUUGGGCGUCAUCCAACUGCAACCACACCAGCUGGGGGAGGACACGCUUCGUUCACGAGCUCGAGAAGCAUCUUGACAUCGACACGUACGGUCUAUGCGGACGCCUCGAGUGUCCUCGCUUUUCAGAGGGUUGUUGGUCCUUUCGUGCGGAUUACAAGUUCAACCUUGCCUUAGAGAAUAGUCAAUGUCCUGAGUACAUCACGGAGAAGUUCUGGUACAACGCUCUUGAUGCAGGCUCCGUCCCAAUCGUAUUCGGCCCACCGAGAGAAGACUACGAGCGUCUCGCUCCGCCUCAUUCUUUCAUCCACGUGGACGACUUCAAGACGGUCCAGGAGUUUACUGACUAUAUCCAUCUCUUGGAUCGUAACGAUGACUUAUACCUCGAAUAUUUCGCAUGGCGGAGGCUUGGCCGAGUGGAGAAGUCUUCGCCAAUUCUGACAACGCGUAUCCAGACUGGAAGGAGGUUGUGCUACAUCAUCAUGACGUUGCUCAAGAAGUCUUUGAGUCCAGAUGAGUACCCUUGGAAGGACCAGCAUCCGAACUUCCACGACUGGUGGCAUGGAUUGUGUCCGAAGGAUUCUCAGAAGAGGCGCAUCAUGGAUAUAGAUGUUUAAUCAUGGAAACAAGACUUGCUUCAAAAUAUUUUUGUCGUCUGAUUUGAAGGGAGGUGAACUGACAUUUGGAGUGACCUCCCUGAAAAUAUAUUAAAGAAACUCAUAAAAAACAUUUUGUAUUUCCUAGUGGGGAAGUCACCCAAUUUUCCAAAUGGAACCGUUUUUAAACUCUUUUUGGAAUUAUAGUCAUAUUUCUUCCUUCUGAAACCUUUGGAUCGAUUGCCUUUAGCGGAGUUUGGUAACUAAUCCCAGGGUGAUUUUCCCUAGAUUGUUCGUUUUGUUGCAAUGUGCAGCCAUAUUACUUUAUAUCAUUUUGAAAAAAGUGGGGUAGAUUCGAUGAAAAUCGACCCGUAUGGGCGUCGGGUUUGUGUGGUUAGAGGGGUUAACUCGGCGACCGCGGUUGUGCUGACAACAGUAUGUAAAUUAAUUAAAUAUGUAAGUAAUUUUUAGGGCUCGGUGGGUUGAAUCUCUUAAGAAACGUUCCUAGACUAAAUAAAAAUUAAUAACAUGCAAAGAAAAACUUGAAGAAACAGAUAUAAUGUAAUUGGUAAUGUCUGCUUCGGUCUAAUAAAUGGUACCAUAUUUCUUUUUGAAAACAUAA
Strongylocentrotus purpuratus (purple sea urchin) is the source of this 2203-nucleotide messenger RNA. Its product is annotated as alpha-(1,3)-fucosyltransferase 6. Gene Ontology annotation, cellular component: membrane. Bases 439 to 1602 code for a protein of 387 amino acids. The transcript is spliced from 2 exons. Gene Ontology annotation, molecular function: alpha-(1->3)-fucosyltransferase activity. The record is from RefSeq and is a predicted model, not a curated record. NCBI's taxonomy places the organism in Eukaryota, Metazoa, Echinodermata, Echinoidea, Camarodonta, Strongylocentrotidae.